This is a messenger RNA of Macrosiphum euphorbiae (potato aphid), 837 nucleotides long. The record is from the annotation of a GenBank genome assembly. Lineage: Eukaryota; Metazoa; Arthropoda; Insecta; Hemiptera; Aphididae.
AUGCCGCCGCCCGAGAGUGCUGCUACAAUAGUGCAAGAUGCGUCAGACGACCACCUAACCACUGUACAACCGAUCGUCAAUGUUUGCAUAUCAAUAACCAUUCAUUCAAAUGAACCGGAGACCACAAAUGUUUCACGGAAAAGAAAAAAACUUAAAAUCCGUAUAAAUAAGUGUCGUUCAACUAAUCCAAUGACAACCAAUGUGGUCAUAAUUGCACAGGAAGCAGAUAAUUCGUCUGAAUCUGAUACCUGCAGACAUGACGAGUCAAGUGAUGAAUUUGAGAAUAACCCCAAAAAGGCAGAAGAAGGAGAUGAUGAUGAAGAUGAAGAUGAAGAUGAUGAUGAAGAUGAAGAUGAAGAUGAUGAUGAUGAAGAAGAUGAUGAUGAUGAAGAUGAUGGCAAAAUGUAUCCGUGCCCUAAUUGUCCCAAAACUUUCAGGUACAAAAGUUGGCUAAAAAGACAUUCAAUCAUGCAUGAACGAAAAUUCCCAUGCACAUAUUGCACUGAAACAUUCAAAAAAAAGUUACAGUUACAGUUGCACAUGCAGAUGCACACUGGCCAAAAAAGAUUUAAAUGCCCCGACUGCAAUGCUUCAUACAAUGAUUCGUCCAAUCGAUCAAAACACUGGCACCUAAAACACAACCCAGAGGCUGAUCAAUAUAAGUGCAAUAGAUGUGGAGAAACAUUUAGUUGUGUGAGAAACUUAAGAUAUCAUAAUUAUGCACACGACGGUUACAAGCCAUUUGCGUGCAGCAUAAUAUGUGGAAUGGAAUUUAGUAGCCCGUCAUACUUGUCGAAACACAAAAAAAAAGCACAUUCUAUGAUGAAGACAACAUGA